Messenger RNA from Nothobranchius furzeri (turquoise killifish), 2492 nucleotides. RefSeq names its product alpha-1,3-mannosyl-glycoprotein 4-beta-N-acetylglucosaminyltransferase C. Gene Ontology annotation, molecular function: acetylglucosaminyltransferase activity. The record is from RefSeq and is a predicted model, not a curated record. Lineage: Eukaryota; Metazoa; Chordata; Actinopteri; Cyprinodontiformes; Nothobranchiidae. Gene Ontology annotation, biological process: protein N-linked glycosylation.
UAUUUUUUAUAUUUUUACGUGUUUUGUUUGUGAAGCGCCUCGGGAUGUUUAUAGAAAAGAACUUUUUUCUUCUUCCUCCUCUAAGCUAAGCUAGCUCCUAGCUUAGCCUGCAUGUGGUGACGGACGCUUCCACUCACCUUAAACACAAGAAAACGUUCACUUUGCUGUCGAACUCAACUCGACAAUCAAAUUUAGUUUUGAAAGUUCAGAAGGGACAGACUUGGACACCAAAUGAGCUAACUCCGCUCGUCCUCCAUCUUGGACGCCAUCGAACAGCAGGGGGCGCUGUUUCAGCCCGAGUGCGGCGCUUCUCGGACCGUUGCUCCGACACACCUUCCCCGACACGCCUCCACCUGGGGCGGUCUGGUCAGCCAGCCUGAUGUUUCCUCUGGAACCGCCUGCAGCGGCUCUGGUCUGGUUCGUGACUGGUUCUGUUUCUCAGAACCGCGAACCGAGCUCCGAGGUGAGGAGAACCCCGAGAGGAGCGGCUGGAAGUCCCACCUUCAUCAGCGGAAAUGCGACGACAUUCCAAAAAGAAGAAAGUGGCUGUGGUGGCUCUGCUCGUCCUCUGUGGAUUGUACUUUUUAAAUUACUCAGGAUUUGUUCAAAUGGGCCCGGCCAGCUGGCUGAAGUCCACUCCUAGAGCGUUGACCUGGCAGGUGGAGAGGCUGGUCAGUAGAGAGUCUUGGGUGGAGCGGGGAGACUUUCUGCUCCUCAAUGUGACUUAUCAGCUGCUGGCCGGAGCCCCGCCCACCCAGCAGAAGUUUUUGUCCGUUGGGUUGUCCUCGGUGAAGAGGACCAAGGGCAGCUAUCUCGUCCCCACGCUGCAAUCCCUCUUUUCCCAGUCGUCUCCUGAAGAGCGCUCCUCCAUGGUGGUGGUGGUUCUGCUUGCCGACUCUGACGCCAUCUGGACCAUCAACACGGUGACGGAGAUGAAAGUGGCGUUUUCCUCGGAGCUGAAACGGGGCCAGCUGGUGGUGAUCCAUGUUCCUCUGGAUCAGUACCCGCCUCUCACAGGUCUGAAGAGGAACUACAAUGAUCCACCUGAUCGGGUAACGUUCCGCUCCAAGCAGAACCUGGACUACUCCUUCCUUAUCCACUACUCUGCAGGUCUGGGUCAGUACUAUCUCCAGCUGGAGGACGAUGUCCUCUCCGCAAAGAACUUCCUGACGACCAUUAGGAGACGCGUGGAGGAGCAGAAUUCCAAGAGGGGAACCUGGGCGAUGCUGGAGUUCUCCACCCUCGGCUACAUUGGGAAGCUCUACAAGUCGGCCCACCUUCCUCUUCUGGCCCGUUUUCUCUUCCUGUUCUACCAGGAGAUGCCGUGUGAUUGGCUGAUGGGUCACUUCAGAGAGCUGAUGACUCAAAGAGAGCCCAUCAUCUUUAAACCCUCAUUGUUCCAACACAUGGGCAUGUUUUCAUCGUUCCGGGGAACAUACAACAAGCUGAAGGACAAGAACUUUGAGGAAGGGGUCUACAACAACCCUUCCGCUGACGUUUACUCCAACAUGUCCACCUACCAGAAGAACUUCCCCAAACUGGCCUGGGAAGCUGGGGAGGGAUUCUUCUGGGGACGCUCCCCAGAAAAAGGAAGCCAUCUGACGGUGGUGUUCCUAACAGCCACGGUGGUGACUGGGAUACUGGUGGAAACAGGAUCAGGGGGGAAAGACCUCCUGUACUCGGCUCAGGUGGAACUAGGCCAAGAUGUAGUGUCCUCCAAAGAAGAGAAGACGUGUAAGGAGUUCCGGUCAGUGGGAGCACUUGAAAACGGAAGAUUUGAGAUGUCCGAGGUGGACAAGAAGGUCAGAUCUGCCUCCUGGUGUCUGAGGGUUCUGGUCACAGAAGCUCAGAAGGACUGGGUGAUCAUUCAGAAGGUCAGGAUCACAACAAAACCCUCCUGACACCAAACAGCUGUGGGUUUCCCUCCCGCCCUGAAGGGUGAUGACCUCCUCCACCUGCUGAAGCUCUUGUGCGAACGAGAGCGGGUUUUCUUUGUGCCUCGUCGAACUGUUUCAGUUCUGAAACCCAAACCAGCCUCCGUGAAGCUGCUCUCAGCCAGAAGAUGAUCAUCAUCAUCAUCAUAAUCUGUGUGGCCGUGUUGUCUUUUGCACAGCAAAGAUCUUUGUUCGCUCUGCCAGAAACGAGAAACCAAAUUUUAUUUAUUAUUAUUUUCAGUAAUAAAAAACAACAAAGUGUGAAAAGAACAUCAAAGAAAACAUUAAACAGCGUUUAGAGAAAAGCUGAAACACGCAGGAGUAAUUAAAUCAGGCAUUACCAGUAGAGCCAGCUCCUCGGUGCGUAAGCGUCCAGAGAACUAAAGGGGUCCGAGGGCUGAACCCUGAGGAACCCCUCCAUCACUCAGGAAUGACCAGAACCGACGCAGCACCACAGCUUUCAAUCCCAGCACAAUGCUGCCGACCAGGGGAGACCAGGCACCUUUUGGAUUAAAUGGAUUAAAGAGCACAGGGAUUAAAAUGAUCUGUGGAAAAAUA